Molecule: messenger RNA, 7279 nt
Organism: Tigriopus californicus
Lineage: Eukaryota; Metazoa; Arthropoda; Copepoda; Harpacticoida; Harpacticidae
Exons: 3
Coding region: 2422-3552 (376 amino acids)
Biological process (GO): DNA integration
Molecular function (GO): nucleic acid binding
Source: RefSeq, a predicted model, not a curated record
GACUCGCAAGAAGUUCGCUCACAAUUGGGAGGGAAGCAUCGGAGGGAAGAAAUUAUGAUCGCCAUCUUGAGAUUUAACGCCCAAUAUGUUUGAAACCGUUACAUUAUAAAACAACGCGUAUUCGACAUUGGAGGCGAUCUUUAUAGUUUCAAACAUAGGCUACGGAUAUUUAGGACGUUGAUCAAUCGAGGAUCGCUAGGACGAGAUGGACAUCAACGCGCGAAUAGUCGGAGACCAAGAAGAGGUUUCGGCUAUUAUGGAACCCGCAUUGGUGAAUAGGCCAUCAAGUCAAUUGGCAAGCGUGACUAGAAAGAUCAAAGAGAUCCAAAGGUUACUCCCACACAAAGACAAUCUCGACGUGGUAGAAAAUAUGUAUGAAGAACUUCAACGAAGAGUCGCGACAUUUACCACGGCAAUGGAACAAGAGACUGGUCAAUUGGACAUCGCUGUGCCUGAUCAACAAAAUCUCGAAGAUUGGUAUCAAGAUAAACGGCAGACCAUGACGAGAUCCAUUAGGAAGAUCCAGGAGUGGAUCUCGAAUACCCAUGAUCGAGUGGUAAGGCCAAGUGACAGUGUCUCGGUCGCAAGCAGUCGUCAUUCAGGUUCUUCAAAAUGCUCUAAAGCAUCAUCAAGUGCCAAGUUGGAAUUAUCAAGAAGACGCGCCGAGCUUCAAGCUCAAGAAGAGUUGAACGACCAACUCCAGAAAAUCCGGGAGGAAAAGCGGAGAGCUCAACGACGAAGGGAAGACGAAGAACUGAAGAUUAAGAGAGCUGCUGAGGAGGAGGAAGAUCGAUUUCAAACCAUGGAACGAGAAGCUUGAUCAUCUUCAGCCGCAAAAGAGCUCGGAGCCGUCAAAAAGGUAUUAGAUCAGCAUGACGGGAUUUGUGAUAAUGCUGAUACCCCUUCGCCUAGCGGUAAAGCAAUACCUUUAGCCUCAGUUCAACAACCCAGAGAGCAAAAUAAAGCUCAUGACCAAGAUAACAACCGUCAGAUCAACUUUCUUGCGGAAAUAUCCCAAAGGUCGUAUCUCCCGAAGUCGGAGCCCAAAACUUUCGAUGGUCAAGACCUGACAUCGUACAAGACAUUUGUUUUGUCUUUCGAGCGACUGAUCGAGAGCAAAAUCAAGUCCGAUUCAGACAAGCUCUACUACCUUGAAAAAUAUACAAGCGGAAACCUAAAUGAGUUGGUUCAGAGCUGUUUUUACUUGAGCUCAGAGGAUGGAUAUCGAGUGGCGCGGAAAUUGUUGGAUGAAAGGUAUGGGAAUGAAUUUUGGUCACCAACGCUUUCCUCCAAAAGCUUCGCGAUUGGCCAGCAAUUCGAAAUGAUGACCGUCAGGUCCUUGAGAAGUUUAGCACCUACCUUCAGUCAUGCCGUAACUUCUUGCAGGAUAUUAGUGUGCUUACUCAACUCAAUGGCCCCAAUCAGAUUCAAGAGAUCGUCAGAAAGCUUCCUUACCAAAUGAGGAUAGGCUGGCGGAAUCAAGCAUUCAAUAUGUUGGAAGCUAGAAGAUCCGUUGGAUUUGAUGAUCUCGCAGCUUUCGUUUCUCAGCAAUCAAGAUUAAUAUCGUUUCCAAUUUUUGGUGAAAUCGCCGAUUGGACACAAGUCAAGGAAAAGAACCAGCAUGGUUCAACUCUGGUGAACAAAAGGUCAAUGUCGAUGGCAACUGGAGCCAUGCAAGAAUCCUCAAAUCAAGAAUCUUGCCCAGCUUGUAAGAAAUCAAAUCACGCUCUGGAAGAUUGUUUUUUCCUAGCGAAGAGAUCCGUGGAAGAAAAGCUAACGUUCAUACAGGAGAAAGGACUAUGUUUCAGUUGUCUUCGCCAUGGGCAUAUGGCCAAAAUUUGUAAAAAUCGACUAGUAUGUAAGAAAUGCAAGAAGAGACAUCCAACCUGCCUCCAUCGAGCUGGUAGCGGAGAUGAUGAAUCUCGAAAUCAAAACCAAAUUGAACAAAACGCAACCAAUGCCUCGAACCACGUCAUGCAAUCGACCUCCGCCUGUUGUUUGGAAAAGAUGAGUUGCCAAACAAGGGCUGGUCAAUCGAAUAAAGUAGCUCUUGCUCUGAUUCCUGUGAAGAUACGAGCCGAGGGAAGUUCAAAAACUGUCAUUACGUACGCCGGCUUAGAUAACUUUUCGACUGAUUGUUUCAUUGCGGAUCACGUGUUGGAGGAAUUGGGAAUUUCGGGACCCAAGACCUGCAUCAAUUUGACAACAAUGGAAUGCAAGAAUAAGUCGGUACCGACAAGAGCUAUCAGUGGACUCUAAAUAUUUGAUCUUAGCGAUAAUGAGCGAAUCUGUCUACCAGUGGUGUUUUCAAAACCAUACUUGCCAAUAUCUAAAAACGAUGUGAUCACUCGAGAUGAAUGCCAGAAAUUUGAUGAUCUCGCAGAUAUUCCUUUCGACUACGUGGACACUGAUGUUGGGUUGAUGCUUGGAGCAAAUGUUCCAGAAGCCCUCAUACCAUUGGAAGUAAUUAGUGGCUCGUUAUCAGAGCCUUAUGCAUCCAAACAUAGGAUUGGAUCGGCAGUGAAUGGUCCAAUUGGAAAACAAACGGACACUCGAACCAAAGUCAAAGUAAACUUCACCCAAGUUGAAUCCCAAGACAUCAAGAACGAGCUACAAAUGAUGUAUUCAGCCGAUUUCAAAGAUUGCGGAGAGGAUGGUUGUGGACCGUCCCUGAACGACCAGAACUGGUUGAAAAGAGUUGACAAUUCUAUUCACAAAUAUUCAGAGGGCCAUUACUGUAUAGCUCUACCCUUCAAAGAAGAUGAGCCAAAACUCCCUGACAAUCGGACACCAGCUCUCAAUCGAUUGGGAGGAAUCAAAAGGAAGUUGGAAAGAGAUCUUAAAUUUCGUUCAGAUUACGUGGAGUUCAUGACCAUGAUGGCGGAUAAAGGAUUCGCCGAAAAGGUCUCUGAGGAUGAACUGGAUGUGAGCAGAUUUGAAAGGUGGUAUAUUGUUCAUCAUGGUGUAUAUCAUAAGCAAAAACGCAAAUUGCGAGUGGUAUUCAAUUGCUCCUUAAAAUACGGAGGAACAUCGCUGAAUGACAAACUGUUAUCCGGGCCUGAUUUGACGAACAAUCUUGUAGGAGUACUUCUUCGUUUCCGCCAAGGUGCCAUUGCGAUCAUGGGUGAUGUAGAAAAAAUGUUCUACCAGGUCCGAGUGUCCCAGAAAGAUCGAGAUUUCCUGAGAUAUUUCUGGUAUCCUGAAGGCGAUCCUGAUCAAGACCCGCUGGAAUAUCGUCUCAAAGUACAUGUUUUCGGUGCAAUUUCAUCCCCAAGUUGCGCCAAUUUCGCCCUGCGACAGGCUGCCAUAGAUUUUGGAACUGGAUCGAAGAAGGAAGCUGCAGAUGUGAUCAGGAGUGAUUUUUACGUGGAUGAUCUGCUCACAUCUGUGGAUGGAGAGGAACAGGCUCGCGAACUUAUUCGGGAUGUUCGCAUGAUUUGUGCCUCUGGAAAAUUCAAUUUAACUCAGAUGAUAUCUAACAACCGAGCCGUUUUAGAUUCGAUUCCCCUCAAUAAUCUCACUAUUGGAACACAAUCAUUGGAUUUCGAAUAGGAUGAUCUUCCAAUUGAACGAGCCCUGGGGAUCAUGUGGAAUGUUCAGGACGAUGUUUUAGGAUAUCAAAUCAAGAUCAAAGAGAACCCUAAGACAAGACGAGGAGUUUUGUCGACUAUCCACUCGGUUUACGAUCCCUUGGGUUGCGUGGGUCCAGUCAUUUUACCGGCUAAGCAAAUAUUUCAAAAGCUAUGCCGACAAGAAUGCGGUUGGGAUCAGGAUCUACCACAACCACUGAGAGCGUCUUGGGAUCGAUGGUUAGAACAACUCCCUCAUUUGAAUCAAUUUUCAAUACCCAGGUGGAAUGGAUCAAACUCGAACUCUUGCGGUCAGCUACAUGUCUUUUGUGACGGCAGUGAGACAGGAUAUGGAGCAAUUGUCUAUCUUGUCACACCUACGUCCGGUGGUGGAUUAAGAAGCGCCUUUGUUAUGGCAAAAUCUAGAUUAGCACCCCUUCGGAAAAUGUCCAUCCCACACCUUGAAUUAACGGCAGCCAAAAUAGCUGUGACGUUAAUGGUGACCGUCAAGAAAGAGAUCCAAUCAUGUGUCAGUAGCUGCUAUUUAUGGACGGACAGUGAAACCGUACUCAAAUAUAUCAGAAAUGAGAAGAAAAGGUUCGAACAGUUCGUCUCUAACCGGAUUUCAUUCAUCCGAGAGAACACAAGUGGGUCAGUGGAAACAUGUCCCUGGUCAUUUGAACCCAGCCGACCUUGCAAGCCGGGGGACCACUAUUACCGAGUUUAUGGAUUUCAAGCUCUGGAAAGAGGGACCAUCGUUUCUUAGUUCCAAGGAAGAGACGUGGCCCAAAAGCGUAGACAUUUUGGACUUGGAUGACGACGAUUUAGAAAUCAAGAAGCCACCCGUGAUUUUCGCCACGACCAAAGUUGAGGUCAAUGUUGUUUCUGCCUUACUGGAGAGCAUUUCCGAUUGGAAUAUACUUCUACGUACAGUCGUUGGACUUCUUAAGUUUCAAUCCAAGGUUCGAGGAAAAUUUUCAUCCCCUGAUCUCCACGUGAACGAUCUGUAUGAAUCCGAGGCAUCCAUCAUUCGAUUUGAGCAAGCAAAGAAUUUUGGGGAAGAAAUCAAAAGCCUGGCCAAAUCUCCGUCUUUACUCAAGAAAUCCAAACUGAGAGGAUUUUCACCGUUCGUGGAUAAUAAUGGAAUAUUGCGAGUAGGUGGAAGAUUGACCCGAGCUGAAAAUAUGACUUUCGAUCAGCGCCAUCCAAUACUUUUGGCAAAGGGUCAUGUUUCAAUCUUACUGAUCCGAAAAACCCAUGACUUAGUCGGACACAUGGGAAAAACCUGUGUUAUUACAAAGUUGCGUGAAAAAUAUCGAAUUGUUGGAGAGGGUGCAUUAGUGAAAACGGUAUUACGAGCGUGCAUACAUUGUCGGAGAUAUCAAGGAAGAGUUGAGGAACAGAUCAUGGCCGACCUUCCAGAAGAUAGAGUUCUGGGGGGCGAACCUCCCUUUACCAACACUGGAGUCGACCUUUUCGGCCCCUUCAAAGCUACUCGAGGAAGAGCCCUUCAAGACCGCUAUGGUCUUAUCUUUACUUGUCUGGCAAGUCGAGCGGCGCACAUCGAAAUAGUUUAUGACAACUCGACCGACUCUUUCAUCCAGGCUUUGAGACGUUUUAUUGCCAGAAGAGGUCAAGUGAAGCGUUUGAGGUCGGACAACGGGACAAAUUUUACUGGUGCUGAACGAGAAUUACGUGUAAAUCUGGAUCAACUAAAUCAGGGUCAAAUCAAGAAUGACAUGAUUUCCCGAAACAUAGAAUGGUUGUUUAACCCUCCUUACAGCCAUCACUUCGGGGGAGUUUGGGAGCGUGAGAUUCGCACUAUUCGGAAGAUAAUGUCUGGUUUGAUGGAUGGGAAUGAAAGAAAUUUAAGCUACGAAUCAUUAAACACGCUCAUGUGCGAAGUGGAAGCUAUUUUGAACAGUCGUCCGCUGACAACCCUGUCGGACGAUCCCAAUGAUGUCACUCCUUUAACACCCAAUCAUCUACUGCUACAAAUGAUCGGACCAACUCAACCUCCGGGUAUAUUUCCAGAGUCAGAUAAUUAUGCCAAAUACCGUUGGCGUCAAGUCCAACACUUGGCCGAUUUAUUCUGGCGGCGUUGGUCCAAAGAAUAUGUAAGUGAUCUUAUCAGUAGGAAGAAGUGGUCACAGAAACGCCGAGAUGUGGCUGUAAAUGACCUUGUUCUUCUCGUGGUGGAAAAUUCCCCGAGAUGUCAGUGGCCGUUGUGUAGAAUUGUUGAAACCUAUCCGGAUUCAGAUGGACACGUGAGAGUGGCAAAGAUCAAAACAGCCAAGAAUGAAUAUCGUCGACCGAUUGGCCAGUUUGUGAUGCUACGUCGGAGUAAAGGUAAUCAACUAUGAUUGUAAAUGUCAAAGACCAUUUAAAGGGCCGGUGUUAAGGUCAUCGGUCACCUCGACGUCCUUUUUCUUCGUCCGUUGUCGCCACCCUUUUUCUGACUCGCAAGAAGUUCGCUCACAAUUGGGAGGGAAGCAUCGGAGGGAAGAAAUUAUGAUCGCCAUCUUGAGAUUUAACGCCCAAUAUGUUUGAAACGGUUACAUUAUAAAACAACGCGUAUUCGUUGUGUCUUGGAUGGCCCGUGCGUCUUGGAUGGCCCGUGUUUCUUGAAUGACCCGUGCGUCUUGGAUGGACACACGGGCCCGUGGAGGACCCGCAACCCGAAUGGCCCGUAACCCCGGAUGGCCUAUUACCCCGGACGGCCUGUAACCCCAGACCUCUAUUAACAAAGAGUUAACUUUGCAAAUUGCUAAUGUCUUAUUUAUAACAAAAGUGAAGGAAUAGGUUUAAUUAAUUGAUAAAUCAUUCAAUUAACUAAGAGUUAAUUAAAGUCCAGAUAUCUCGAUUAACUCUUCAUAAUUUGGGUUCCUUUGGCCUCGGGUAGGCUAGGACGUUCAUUUACCGCUCAAAUAACUGACAUGAGAUACUUCAGGCAAAUGUCUUCGGUAGUACUGAAUAGAGCGGAGGUAUGAGAGAUGCACUUUUAUUUACAGAAACAAAUGUAUUCAUUAUGCCUAUCUAAACUUAAGGUUUAACCUCAACGCCAAAGGCUGAUGCGAAACAGUUACAUUCCAGGUUAAGCUAAAAGUGAACCCAUGAGGUUUUAGGUAAUACUUUACAACAGGUAACUCAGGGACAGCUUGCACCUCGGCCUAGGCGUCCCCAGGCCCUUGCAACCGAAAGGUUAGGUUAGGUUAAGUUAGGUUAGAUUUUCUUUUUUUUGGUUUGGUUUUUCACGGGCUUUUCUAUCCGCUACAGGGAAUGUAAUCCCCAGUACUAUGAAAAUGAAAGGUUAUAAUUCGUCUAUUUGUUACCUUUCAAUCUUUAUAUGAUAUUUGGUCUACCAACGAAUUUGAGUUGGCAGACCGAUUGGCUUAAAUGUUCCGUAUUACCAGGUUUUAAAUCUAAUCGCAUAUAAAUAAAACUUUGACUUGCUCGGAGCUAUUGCGUGGUACUAGGGUUUGAUGGAAAAUCUACCUAGUUAAUUGUUGUUCCUCGAUCUCCAAGGUCGCCCAGUAAUGCUGCUUUGGGUACAUUGAGGUCAAAAACGAGCUUUCAGAAUUGUGAAUGAUCCAGAAAUGAUGUAAAGAAUAAAUCAUGUUCAACCAAUGGUGACCAAAAUAUUGUGGAUUUAAGUUACAUUUCCAGGCAACAUACCUAUCAAACAACUCAUGUCAACUUGUUUCAUUUGC